AUGGCUAGCAUUUUACUCUUCCCUUUGCUACUAUACAUCUACUUCCUGAGCCUCGCCACAGCCCAGAAGACCAACCAUGUCUCAACCGACCUAUUCAACUCCCUCGAGGAGUUAUCCCGAAUAGUGGACAUCUCAUACUGCGUCGGAACAUCAGAAGUACACAAACCAUUCCAGUGUCUGAGCCGCUGCACCGAUUUCCCAGAUCUAGAACUAGUAACAACCUGGAAUACAGGCCUCCUUCUCUCCGACUCAUGCGGCUACAUAGCCCUCUCCCACAACCCAACCUCCAAGAAAAUCCUCCUCGCCUUCCGCGGCACAUACUCAAUAACAAACACAAUAAUCGACCUCUCCGCCUACCCCCAAGCCUACAUCCCCUACCAAGAAGAGAACACUCCCUGCGAGAACUGCACCAUCCACGCAGGCUUCAUGCGCUCAUGGCAGCACACCAGAGCAGAAAUUCUCCCCCAGAUCUCCGUUCUUCGCGAAAAAUACCCAGAUUACCCCAUAACGCUGGUAGGCCAUUCCCUCGGCGGAGCAGUUGCAGCACUAGCGGGACUGGAGAUGCGUCUGAAAGGCUGGGAUGCGACUGUGACGACGUUCGGGGAACCUAUGAUUGGGAAUGCGGCGUUUGCGAGAUUCCUCGAUGAACAGUUCGGACUCGAUGGGAUCGCGGUUCCACCGCUUGAAGGGGGUCAGCGGUUUCGUCGUGUAACGCAUGUCGGGGAUCCGGUUCCUAUGUUACCGCUUGUGGAGUGGGGGUAUAGUCCUCAUGCUGGGGAGGUUUUCAUCUCGAGGGAGGGAUUGCCGCCCCGGGUGGAGGAUGUGGUUCAUUGUGUUGGUGCGAAUGAUCCUGCUUGUAUUGCUGGUGGGGGGAGCGAGGGGGUUUUGGUUGAAUUGUAUCGGGAUUUGAAUGUUCCUGUUGGGUUGGCUGGUUCUGGUUCUGGUAGGGAGGGGUGUCGGUCGACUGAUGGUGAUGGUGAUGGUGAUGGAAGCGGUGCUGUGACGGGGGAGCAGGCUGUGUUGGAACGUUCACGGUUGAGUUCUGAUCUUACAGGUUGUGAGGAGCGGUUAUCGCCCCUUCGGUGGGAUUGGUCUCUUAUACCGGCGAGGUAUCGACUUUGGGAACUGUUUUAUGCCCAUCGGGAUUAUUUCUGGAGGAUUGGGCUUUGUGUUCCGGGGGGUGAUCCAACUGGAUAG
Penicillium coprophilum is the source of this 1197-nucleotide messenger RNA. Its product is annotated as lipase family protein. The transcript is spliced from 2 exons. The coding region runs from base 1 to 1197 and encodes 398 amino acids. The record is from RefSeq and is a predicted model, not a curated record. Lineage: Eukaryota; Fungi; Ascomycota; Eurotiomycetes; Eurotiales; Aspergillaceae. Gene Ontology annotation, biological process: lipid metabolic process.